AAGGAGCUGUCCUCCCACGCGCUUCCUCCCACCCUCGGGCCACUGAGACCGAGGGACAGACGGCCGCCCUCGCGCGGCUGAGGCCACGCCUCCCGCUCGUCGGCCCGCGCCUCCAGCGGAAGCCGGAAGCAAAAGCGAGUUCUUCUAGCCCCGCGGCUCCGAACUCGGUGGUCUUGGAAGCUCCGCAGGACGGGGGAGAAGAUGGCGGAAGAGGAUAGGUUCCCCAAUACAACUCAUGAGGGUUUCAAUGUCACCCUCCACACCACCCUGGUUGUCACGACGAAAUUGGUGCUCCCGACCCCUGGCAAGCCCAUCCUCCCUGUGCAGACAGGGGAGCAGGCCCAGCAAGAGGAGCAGUCCAGCGGCAUGACCAUUUUCUUCAGCCUCCUUGUCCUAGCUAUCUGCAUCAUAUUGGUGCAUUUACUGAUCCGAUACAGAUUACAUUUCUUGCCAGAGAGUGUUGCUGUUGUUUCUUUAGGUAUUCUCAUGGGAGCAGUUAUAAAAAUCAUAGAGUUUAAAAAACUGGCGAACUGGAAGGAAGAAGAAAUGUUUCGUCCAAACAUGUUUUUCCUCCUCCUGCUUCCCCCUAUUAUCUUUGAGUCUGGAUAUUCAUUACACAAGGGUAACUUUUUUCAAAAUAUUGGUUCCAUCACCCUGUUUGCUGUGUUUGGGACGGCAAUCUCUGCUUUUGUAGUAGGUGGAGGAAUUUAUUUUCUGGGUCAGGCUGAUGUAAUCUCUAAACUCAACAUGACAGACAGUUUUGCGUUUGGCUCCCUAAUAUCAGCUGUUGAUCCAGUGGCCACUAUUGCUAUUUUCAAUGCACUUCAUGUGGACCCGGUGCUCAACAUGCUGGUCUUUGGAGAAAGUAUUCUCAACGAUGCAGUCUCCAUUGUCCUGACCAACACAGCUGAAGGUUUAACAAGGAAAAAUAUGUCAGAUGUCAGUGGGUGGCAAACAUUUUUACAAGCCCUUGACUACUUCCUCAAAAUGUUCUUUGGCUCUGCAGCACUCGGCACUCUGACUGGCUUAAUUUCUGCAUUAGUGCUGAAGCAUAUUGACUUGAGGAAAACGCCUUCCUUGGAAUUUGGCAUGAUGAUCAUUUUUGCUUAUCUGCCUUAUGGGCUUGCAGAAGGAAUCUCACUCUCAGGCAUCAUGGCCAUCCUGUUCUCGGGCAUCGUGAUGUCGCACUACACGCACCAUAACCUCUCCCCAGUCACCCAGAUCCUCAUGCAGCAGACCCUCCGCACUGUGGCCUUCUUGUGUGAAACAUGUGUGUUUGCAUUUCUUGGCCUGUCCAUUUUUAGUUUUCCUCACAAGUUUGAAAUUUCCUUUGUCAUCUGGUGCAUAGUUCUUGUACUAUUUGGCAGAGCGGUAAACAUUUUCCCUCUUUCCUACCUCCUGAAUUUCUUCCGGGAUCAUAAAAUCACACCGAAGAUGAUGUUCAUCAUGUGGUUUAGUGGCCUGCGGGGGGCCAUCCCCUAUGCCCUGAGCCUGCACCUGGAUCUGGAGCCCAUGGAGAAGCGGCAGCUCAUCGGCACCACCACCAUCGUCAUCGUGCUCUUCACCAUCCUGCUGCUGGGCGGCAGCACCAUGCCCCUCAUCCGCCUCAUGGACAUUGAGGACGCCAAAGCUCGCCGCAGGAACAAGAAGGAUGUCAACCUCAGCAAGACGGAGAAGAUGGGCAACACUGUGGAGUCGGAGCACCUGUCGGAGCUCACAGAGGAGGAGUACGAGGCCCACUACAUCAGGCGGCAGGACCUCAAAGGCUUCAUGUGGCUGGACGCCAAGUACCUGAACCCCUUCUUCACUCGGAGGCUGACACAGGAGGAUCUGCACCACGGGCGCAUCCAGAUGAAAACUCUAACCAACAAGUGGUACGAGGAGGUGCGCCAGGGCCCCUCCGGCUCUGAGGACGAUGAGCAGGAGCUACUUUGAUGCCAGGUGCCAAGGCUUCAGGCAGGCAGGCCCAGGAUGGGAGUUUGCUGCCUACAGACACUCAGCAGGGCCCUUGAAGAGGUGUGUGCAUCCAGCAGCCCCUUCAGGACAUAAGAGGGCGGAGUGAGGCACCGGCUGCAGAGUCACCUUAACCCGGAACUUGCCAGGCAUCUGGAGCCAGGUGACUUGUUGAGAAACUGUCAUCUCCCCACUCCUCCCUGAGCCAGCCUCCGCUCUCACUGUAGCUCCUCAGCCCACAGAGGGGAGGGAGCACUGGGCCAGGCCCCAGUCAUCGGUGAAGCUGGGGUGCCCGCCCGCCCAUGCACCCAGAGGACCCCUGUGGUCCCAUGCCGGGAGGAGUACCAUCUACAGUUGCACCAGUCUCCAGCCACUGCCUUCAUCCCACCCCCACCAGACUGGCAGAGCCAGGGGCCAGCCGCCUGCCUUUGAGUCAUCAAGAUGCCUCCACAGCAGCAAUUCUGACCUAAGUGGCAGGGCCCAGAAAUCUUGAAGACCUCCCACUCCCCUUUGCAAUACUUCCUGGGCUCCCUCAGAAAUGGAGUGACCUUUUUUCCUGUACCUGAUUGGCACCUCAUAGCCUGUCUACCUGGGUGGCAGGCGGCUGCUGCCCUUCUCUGGGCACGUUCUGAAUGUUCACACUAGUACCUUCUGGUAUCUUCUUUAGAGCCCCCUGCAAGCUGCAACCCUGGGUUUUUAUCUUUUGGGGUCAGAGCGCCCUCUAGAGGGAAAAGCUAGAGGCACAGGGUUUCUGCUGACCCGCAAUUGCUGUCUUGAUUAGGUUUAAAUUCAUGCGUUUUUACAGCAAAGUGCUGGGAACCUCAUAGUCGCCUCCUGCCACCUGAUCUCCCUCCCUGCCAUUCUCGUACUCGGUUGUUCUUUUGUCUAAUUGGAGACCGCUGUGCUGAGGCCCUGUGGUGUCUGCUCACUGCUGCCACUUUUGCUGCUAAUCACGGUUCCAUCUUCUUUCCCCUCUCCCAGUUCCCUACCACGUUGGAUCCCAUUUGUCACCCAUGCUGGGGUCCCCAAAGCACUGGGGCAGGGGCCAGAGCAGCAGCACCCAGUGCUCCCCCCUCCCACCCUGACCUGGAGCCCCAGCAGCCUGGAGUUGGAUGAGGAUGCUCCAUGCACACACACACACACCUCCUGCCCUGUCCCUGGGUCCUGUCCCCCUUGGCUGUCUCAGGGUAAGGAGCUGCCAGUCAUGUCCAGAUGGAACCGAGUCACUGACUUGCAUCCUCUCCUCACCUCCACUUUGACAAGCCUCAAACUGCUCAGCUCAUCGAAGGGCCGUUGCCAACUUCUGUAUGUGGUUCUGGGUCAUAGGGAGCCUUGGAACCUGGCACCCUGGCGUGGUUGAAUUCAUCAUGUGCAUGCCUGCUUCUUUGGGGACACAGUGGGCCCGCAUAGACCCUACCUGGAGCAAGCACGUCUCCAUCUCUUCGGUGUCAGGCAGCAUGGCCUCUGGAUGUCAGGAGGAACUGACCUCAGGACCUGCCAGGACUUGUGCCAGGAAUGAGAGGCCAGGCCUGAUCCUGCCACUUCGCCUCACUCCCAGAGUCAGAGCAGGCCAGCCAGGCAGGAAGCACGCUGUUUACUUUUUGCAUGAAAAGUAAAUUUGUACCUGAUAGACCUAAAGUAUGAUCUUUUUUAGUCCCUCACUUUAACCCCGUAAUUUGAGCCGUUGCCUUGCUUAAUUUAGGUCUCCACCAUUUCCUUUCAGUGGAGAAGAGAGGAGGUCAGAGGGUGGGGACCUUUGCCUGUCCCUGGGGGAGUGGGAUUAGGGAUCUGAGACCAGAUUGUUCUCUCACCCCUGCCAGAAUUCACUCUCCCCUGAAGUUCAGGGUCCGAUCUCCCAGAUGUAAGUUGCUUUGCAAACUCAGUUGUUUGCCAGGAUUUCUUUAUUUCCGAAUCUAAAAUUCACAGGUAAAGCAACGAAAAGGUCAGAUCCCAUUUCCAUCUGCCCCCACAUCACCAGUCCGAUGCCCCAGCCAUGUCACACCUGGCCUCACACUUUUAGCUGAGACCUGAAAAUGAUGCUGUAGAGGAAGAGCAUGUGGGGGCUUGGUGGAGGGGCCCCAGGGUUUGCAGAGGGGAGAGGGGCUUAUGGGACUUUUCCCAGGAGAUACCAGCACAACGUCAUCUCCUGUGAGCCUCCUCUGCCCCCUGCUGGCCAAGUGAGGUCAGCAGCCUGGGAGAGUGCCCUCAAGAGAUCAGGGCACCCCAUGUUCCUCAGCAAUCUUGGCUCACCUUUGUAACAAAAGGCCAUGGAAGUCUUUUUCUGGUCGAUUUUUUCAAAUGUCUUUGCCUGAGAAUAACAAAUUGCUGCUGUCUACCUUUAGCACACCCAAUAAUUCUAUUUGGGGCAGUGAAUGCGUAGAAGAUACAAAAAUACGCAGCUUAACUAUA
Molecule: messenger RNA, 4362 nt
Organism: Saimiri boliviensis boliviensis (Bolivian squirrel monkey)
Lineage: Eukaryota; Metazoa; Chordata; Mammalia; Primates; Cebidae
Gene: SLC9A8
Product: solute carrier family 9 member A8
Biological process (GO): proton transmembrane transport; potassium ion transmembrane transport; sodium ion transport
Cellular component (GO): membrane
Molecular function (GO): potassium:proton antiporter activity; sodium:proton antiporter activity
Source: RefSeq, a predicted model, not a curated record